Messenger RNA from Mus caroli (Ryukyu mouse), 4569 nucleotides. Lineage: Eukaryota; Metazoa; Chordata; Mammalia; Rodentia; Muridae. The record is from RefSeq and is a predicted model, not a curated record.
GCUACUUGGGAGACUAAAGCAGUCUUGCCUGGUCACUCAAGGCCAGUCCAAGCAAUAUAGUGAAUCUCAAAUUGCUCUGUGUGCAUGUGUGUGUGUAUGUGUGUACGCAUGCACGCGUGCAAGCCAAGGUUUCAAGAGAGGCCAGAAGAGGGUGUCAGAUUCUCUGGAGCAUGAGUUACAGGUGGCUGUGAACUGCCUAUUGUCGGGGCUGCAAACCAAACUCAGGUCCAAGAACAGCAAGUGCUCUUAUCUGAUGAGCCAUCGCUCCAGCCCCAUGCCCAGCAGACAUGGGGGCUGUUAACUGAAACAUUAGAAGUAUUUCCACGGGCCUCUCCUUUUCUGAAGAGAAAGGGAAGAGGAAUGAAUGGAGGAAAGAGAAGGUGUGGAGGAAGGACUGAGAGGAGAGGAAGGACGGAAAAACGCCAGUCUGGUGUAAAAAUUCACCAUGAUUGAAGACAACAAGGAGAACAAAGAGAACAAAGACCAUUCCUCCGAAAGAGGGAGAGUGACUCUCAUCUUCUCCUUGAAGAAUGAAGUCGGAGGACUCAUAAAAGUGCUGAAAAUCUUCCAGGAGAACCAUGUGAACCUGUUACACAUCGAAUCCCGAAAAUCAAAGCAAAGAAAUUCAGAAUUUGAGAUAUUUGUUGACUGCGACAUCAGCCGAGGACAGCUGAAUGACAUCUUCCCCCUGCUGAAGUCGCACACCACCGUCCUCUCAGUGGACUCGCCCGAUCAGCUCACUGCGAAGGAAGACGUUAUGGAGACUGUCCCUUGGUUUCCAAAGAAGAUUUCUGACCUGGACUUCUGUGCCAACAGAGUGCUGUUGUAUGGAUCCGAACUCGACGCCGACCAUCCUGGCUUCAAAGACAAUGUCUAUCGUAGAAGACGAAAGUAUUUUGCAGAGUUGGCUAUGAACUACAAACAUGGGGACCCAAUUCCCAAGAUUGAAUUCACGGAAGAAGAGAUUAAGACCUGGGGGACCAUCUUCCGAGAGCUAAACAAACUCUACCCGACCCAUGCCUGCAGGGAGUAUCUCAGAAACCUUCCUUUGCUCUCAAAAUACUGUGGCUAUCGGGAAGACAACAUCCCGCAACUGGAGGAUGUCUCCAACUUUUUAAAAGAACGCACUGGGUUUUCCAUCCGUCCUGUGGCUGGUUACCUCUCACCGAGAGAUUUCCUGUCGGGGUUAGCCUUUCGAGUCUUUCACUGCACUCAGUAUGUGAGACACAGUUCAGAUCCCCUUUACACUCCAGAGCCAGACACCUGCCAUGAACUCCUAGGCCACGUUCCUCUCUUGGCUGAACCCAGUUUUGCUCAAUUCUCCCAAGAAAUUGGCCUGGCUUCCCUUGGAGCUUCAGAGGAGACAAUUCAAAAACUGGCAACGUGCUACUUUUUCACUGUGGAGUUUGGGCUGUGCAAACAAGAUGGACAGCUGAGAGUCUUUGGUGCUGGCUUGCUUUCUUCCAUCAGCGAACUCAAACAUGCACUUUCUGGACAUGCCAAAGUCAAGCCCUUUGAUCCCAAGAUUACCUGUAAACAGGAAUGUCUCAUCACGAGCUUCCAGGAUGUCUACUUUGUAUCUGAGAGCUUUGAAGAUGCAAAGGAGAAGAUGAGAGAAUUUGCCAAGACCGUGAAGCGCCCUUUUGGAGUGAAGUACAACCCGUACACACAGAGCGUUCAGGUUCUCAGAGACACCAAGAGCAUAACUAGUGCCAUGAAUGAGUUGCGGUAUGACCUUGAUGUCAUCAGUGAUGCCCUCGCUAGGGUCACCAGGUGGCCCAGUGUGUGAUGGUUUCCAGUUGCAUAUCCAGAAAGCCUUUGAGCAUCAGUCUAGAGCCAGGGCCAGUUCUUGCUUCCCCUGAAGACCUGUUUGGGGAGGGACAGCAGCUCCCAGCUUAGCAAUGUCUCUCGCCUCUCUCCAUAUCCAAUCACUCACUCUCUCUGAAAAUGCACACCUGGAACUGCUUAUCUUCUACUUCUGUUUUGUCUUCUGGCACCUGCUAAGGGAAAUAUAGUUCACGUGCCACGUGAUGCCCAGGACACACAUUUAAAAUAUUUUAUUUCAUUAAAAUGUAAUUGAAUCAUUCUCCCCCUUCCCUUUCUUCCCUCCAAUCCCUCCCUCUCAAAUUCAUGGCCUUUCUACCGAAUGCCCAUCUUUGAUGGGUGAGUUGUCUGACACUGGCCAGAGCUGGACUCAUGGUGAUGCCAUUUUCCCCAGCCCAUCAUUAGCGGAUGGCCUCUCUGGAUGCCACGAUGAAUGUCUCUGUUACCUAUUACUGACUGUGUGACAGCCCAGGCACAGUCACACACUAGACUUCAAGGGGACUUGCUGAAACAGAAGUGCAGAUGGCUUUGCGCUACAGCACGGCUAGUAAAGUGCAAGCUGGCUUCAAGUGCUGUGUCAGGCAGGGACGUAGAAACCACCAAGACUCAGCCACUGCUUUCUGGCACUUUGUUUCAAGGUGUAACACUAGGACAUAGUGAGAAGGUAUGUGUGUGUGUGGGGGGGGGCAGAGGGUAGGAAAUGGGGAUGGGAAUGGAGAAGGGCCAAAGGGAGCAGUUUGUAUCUGAGACUGUACUUAUGCGAGGGGAGAGCUGUGAGGAUUGGAGCACAUGUGGUGUCGGCAUAAGCAGUUGUAUAAGCUUUUCAUUACUGUAACAAAGUGUCAGGGACAAUCAGCUUAUACAGAGAAAAGGUUUCUCUUGGAUGCUUUGGUCCAUUAGAAGUUGUUCCCGUGGUUUAAGCCACUGGUGAAGCAAGGCAUGAUGGGAGAAUGUGACAGAGCAAACUUCAUAAAGCUAUACACGUCAUAAAGGAUGGAAAGAGAAAGAAUGAAGGAUUUUAGAGGAGGAAGAAGGGAGAGAGGGAGGGAGAGAGGGAAGAGGACACACACACACACACACACACAAAGGGGGUGAGAGAGAGCGUCAGAGACAGAGACAGAAAGAUCCUACAGUUCAGUGUAAGAGUUCACUACCAGGGUAAGAGAGAGGGCUCAGCAGUUAAGAGUGCCAGCUGUUCUUCCAGAGGACCCUGGUUUGAUUCCCAGCAUCCACACUGUGGCUUAGAACCAUCUGUAACUCUAGUUCCAGAGGAUCCAGUGUUUUCUGGCCUCCAUAGAUAGCAGGCAGGCAUGCAAGCGAUGCACAGAUAUACAUGCAACAAAACACCCAUACACAUACAAUAAAAAGUGGAAGACCCUACCUCUGCUUUUCCCAUUAAUAGUAAAAUUAUAUACCAUUGAACAGGCUUCAUUUCAAGCCCACUAGAUAUAUUUUCAAAACUAGAUUUUUAAAAACACCUUUUAAGGAUUCAGAGGAAACUAUUGAAAGCUGCGCUUCACCCCAUGCUCUACAAGGAAGUGUAAUCCAGCCGUCUCAGAUCUUUAGAAACAUACCCACUUUAACAGCUGGUGAGCACGCAUACGUCCGCAAGUAGAUAUGUUAGCUCUGAAAUCACCUGAAGUACAAAGCAGCUAGGUUACAGCCUGCUUGAUUACCAGGGAAAGCACUGUAAAGAAAUCCUACCGACAGCAAACAGAGAGUGCCGUCUGCGUUUCUGGUUAUUUCCACCAGACUCUGGUGGUGCUGAAGAAUCACUUACUGGCUUUUUAAUUGGUUGUGCUCUGACUAAAGCACUUUAAACUGUAAAGCCACAACCUUACCGUUUGUAACUUCAGGAUAGAAAAAAUAAGCAAAGAGCUCGACUUUGUCUCUGCUCUGCUUCUGUGAUAUUUGGCAAGUCAGGGUUCCAAGAGCCUCAGAGUUUUCAAAACACCUAAGAAUCUUUUAAUAGUUAUUCAAACACCAGGCCAGACUCAGACAAAAAGCAAGGUUUGCAAUUCUUUCCUGGAGAGCCAUUCCUCGACAGCAGCAGCGUGCUUGACUUUUUGAAGAAAACACAAAUGCUAAUCGUCAGCGUGCCUGCGUUCCUUAAUCUCAUGCUUUGGCAUUUGGAAUUACAUAAGUAGCAAGAUGCAGCAAAAUGCACAGAAUUAUUGCUCAUUUUUAAGUUGGCUUCUAAACCAGAGAAAGAAGAAAGCCAGGACUUCUCAAAAGCACUAAAUAACUGAGACCGUAUGUUCAUUUUCAGGAAGUGGAUAAAAAGAUAACAGUGGUUCGUUUCACUCUUCAUGUUACAGUGCCACAUACACUUAUAAUUUAAGAGUGUGUUGUUCCACUGGGUAAUAAACUUAAAGUUCAUGAUCUCAAGAAGUGUUUUUUUUUUUAAGCACAUUUAAAACUUUUAUUUUAUGUGUGUGGGCCCCAGGAAUCAAACUCCAGUUGUCAGGCUUGGCCACAAGCCCCUUUAUUUGCUGAGCCAUUUUUUGCCACUCCCUCCCCCAAUUCUUUUAAUCAAACACACAUUAAAAACAGUUUCAAUUUUAUGUUCACAAUGUUAUUAGUUCAGAGACCCUAGCAGUGGUGAUGGUUGGUACAAAGAAUCAGCCUUGGGGCUUAGACAAAGUAUGAACAUGCCUCAACGGAACCCAUUACUUUGUAUACCAGUUUAAAACAUUUUUACAAAAAGAAAUCACAAAAUAUGCAAUAAAAAUAUACAUCACUCUA